CGAGUCACAAGCGCGUCCCUAUUCAUCCGCACCUAUAUAUUCCCCCAUCAUUCUUUGCCCUACUCGCCCACCCUUCUAUCUCUCUCUCCCAUUUUCCCCAAAUCUCUACAUCACAAGUUGAGAGAUGGAGACCUUCCUAUUCACAUCUGAGUCUGUCAACGAGGGACACCCCGACAAACUUUGCGACCAAGUCUCAGAUGCCAUCCUCGACGCAUGCCUAGAACAAGACCCCGAGAGCAAAGUCGCCUGCGAAACAUGCACCAAAACCAACAUGGUCAUGGUCUUCGGUGAGAUCACCACCAAGGCUACCGUAGACUACGAGAAAAUCGUCCGUGACACGUGCAGGAACAUCGGGUUUACCUCUGCUGAUGUUGGUCUCGAUGCUGACAAAUGCAAUGUGCUAGUCAAUAUCGAGCAACAAAGCCCAGAUAUCGCCCAGGGUGUUCACGGUCAUUUAACCAAGAAACCCGAAGAAAUCGGUGCCGGUGACCAAGGUCACAUGUUCGGGUACGCAACCGACGAAACCCCUGAGCUUAUGCCGUUAACCCACGUCCUCGCAACCAAGCUCGGUGCCAAGCUAACCGAAGUCCGAAAAAACAAGACCUGCCCAUGGCUCAGACCCGACGGCAAGACCCAAGUGACUGUCGAGUAUCAAAACGACAACGGUGCGAUGGUCCCCACGCGGGUUCACACCGUUCUCAUUUCCACCCAACACGACGAAACCGUGACUAACGAGCAGAUCGCUGCUGAUCUCAAAGAACAUGUGAUCAAGCCAGUUAUCCCAGCCCAAUACCUUGAUGAAAACACCAUCUUUCAUCUUAACCCAUCUGGCCGUUUCGUGAUCGGUGGUCCCCACGGAGACGCGGGUCUGACCGGUAGAAAGAUCAUCAUCGACACCUAUGGUGGUUGGGGUGCACACGGUGGUGGUGCUUUCUCCGGAAAAGACCCAACCAAAGUCGACCGAAGUGGUGCGUAUAUUGUUAGGCAAGCGGCUAAGAGUGUUGUCGCGUCUGGGCUCGCACGCAGGUGCAUUGUUCAAGUUUCCUACGCCAUUGGUGUGGCUGAACCGUUAUCUGUGUUUGUUGACACGUAUAAAACUGGAACAAUCCCGGAUAGGGAUAUCCUUGCUUUGAUCAAGGAAAACUUCGACUUCAGGCCGGGUAUGAUGGCCAUCAAUCUUGACCUUAAACGGGGCGGGAACUAUAGGUACCAGAAAACCGCGGCUUACGGGCAUUUUGGUCGGGAAGAUCCCGAUUUCACAUGGGAGACACCAAAGGUUUUGAAACCGAAAGCUUGAAUAUAGCAAGGUUAUUAAAGAGAUUGAUUGUUUUGGGGAAUAAAGGAGGUUCAUUGGUGAGGGGUUUAAUGUUGUGUUUACUAUUGUUUGUGUUUGUGUUUGGUUGUUGGGAAGCAUUUAGUAUUGUAUAAUUUUUUUUUUUUUUUUUUUUUUGCAUAAUCAAUUUAUUUAAUGUAAUCUUUGAACUAGUUUUUAAUUAGAGUAAAUUACGUUUUUGGCCCC
Helianthus annuus (common sunflower) is the source of this 1519-nucleotide messenger RNA. Its product is annotated as S-adenosylmethionine synthase 3. The record is from RefSeq and is a predicted model, not a curated record. The coding region runs from base 125 to 1297 and encodes 390 amino acids. Gene Ontology annotation, biological process: S-adenosylmethionine biosynthetic process. Lineage: Eukaryota; Viridiplantae; Streptophyta; Magnoliopsida; Asterales; Asteraceae. Gene Ontology annotation, cellular component: cytosol. Gene Ontology annotation, molecular function: methionine adenosyltransferase activity; ATP binding. The transcript is spliced from 2 exons.